This is a messenger RNA of Anopheles marshallii, 2253 nucleotides long. RefSeq names its product DNA replication factor Cdt1 (gene dup). The record is from RefSeq and is a predicted model, not a curated record. Gene Ontology annotation, molecular function: DNA binding; DNA polymerase binding. Gene Ontology annotation, cellular component: nucleus. Gene Ontology annotation, biological process: DNA replication preinitiation complex assembly; mitotic cell cycle; DNA replication checkpoint signaling. Bases 1 to 2253 code for a protein of 750 amino acids. The transcript has 2 exons. Lineage: Eukaryota; Metazoa; Arthropoda; Insecta; Diptera; Culicidae.
AUGUCGCAGCCAACGGUAGCGUCUUACUUUAACACCCGCAAACGUGCGGCGUACGAUGCACUUGGCGGUGGCGUAGGAAGAAAUAAGGUACUGGUACUGGAAAACUCUACAGCGCAUAAAAUUGGAAACUUGACGAACAGUUCGCAGAACUCGGAUCACGAAGACCUACGCUUCGUACUUGCUAACGAUAAUAACUUUACUUUGAAGAGCAUCGACACCGUCGGAAAAGAUAAUGAGGGCGGCGCCAGCGCUAACCCCGAUCCGGCGGAGAUGGGACGCCGUAUUACGAGGGCAUCAAGGGCCAUCAAAAGGAUUGGUCCGGUCGAGCUGGAUGAGAAAACCAAAACCCUACUAUCGUCGGCCCAACCGAAGCUGGUGUCUUUCAUAAAGAAGGGCAAUUUGUCGCCGCAAAAACGCGUCCACACGGCCAGCCCCUCAAAGCAUCCCGUCAUACCGGAGAAGAAGCUAGCAUCUCCGAAAAAGGUCGAUAAUGCUGGUACUCCCGGUAGCGCUCCUGCUGCGGUCGAGUUUUCUCCCAGAAACAGCUUAAACAAUGUGGCCAAGGCACCCACAAAGGCCACCGUCACUAAAACGCUUCAGCUGGGAAAGGACAAGGAUUCCAUGUCACUUGCUGAUAUUCGUAGCAAGCUGCUUCAACAUCCUCGCCUGCCGGAGCUAAAAACAAAGCUUAACAGCAUUCAAAGCGGCUUGGAUAAAAUAGACCGUCGUCGAAUGGAGCGUCUGGAAGGGAAAAAGCCUGCAGUCUCGCCGAUUGUGGCGGCGAAAAAUCUACAGCAAUUUUCAACCCUUGAUUUGGAGGUGAUGGUGAGCCCAAAGAAAACAGCUAUCUCUCCUUCGAAGUUGCUUCGCACACCAACGAAAGAUGCAUCCAACUCUUUGUCCCCAUCGAAGAAUGUAACACCCAAGCGCAUAUCGGCGCUUAUGAGCCCGAUAAAGGAUCCGUCGGUGGGUACACCCAUUACGGCUAGUCCGAAAAAGUUACCAGCAUAUCAGCGCUUCCACAACCUGGUCGAAGCGGGCACUCCCACAUUGCACUUGCCGUUCAAGUACCGAUCACUGUUGGAGCUGUUCAAGUGCACUGACACGGUCUGCUCCAUGUUUCAUAAUCGCAAGGAGCAGAUCACUUUCAAAAAGCUCAAACCAGCUGUUCAGCGGAUGGCACGGAAGAACUUUUACGAGUCACACCUCGCACAAAUUCAAUCCCUCUUCCCGAAUGCAUUUACGCUAAGCCAGGAAAUGACAAAGAACUACGGAUCGGCUACAAAAUACGAAACGUACCAGCUAGUGAUAAGACCCAAUAUGGAGGAAGGUGCAGUAGAUCAAACGAAGAAAUCCCCGGAAAGCGAUUUCCUACGUACCAUCCCGAAGCAGUCCGUAAAUCCACAGGUGUUGAUGGAACGUUCGCAGCAUUUUCGCCAUCUGCUGUUAGAAAAAACGAAGGACGCUCAUGAAGCCUUUCUGCAAACUUUGGAUCCACCGUUGAACAUUGCGCGCAAUAAGAUCGUCCGCUGGCAUGCUGAUUUUGAUCUGGAAAGCUGUCCCGACAUAGAGAAAGCGGAGCUACCGCAGCCACCAAAUGUGGAGAAGUUCUCCUCCGCCAAGGAGGUGCUGUCCACGGCAAGAAACCUUUUCAGCUGUGGCACCGCAAUGGAGCGUGCACUGGCACGUUUGGAGCAGAAAAAGAAGCAAGAUACUACGACAACAGCGUCAUCUACCGUCACGACACUUGCUGCCGCCGAGAAUAAACAUCUGGUCGAAAUUAAGGAGGAGAAUACUGGCACCAGCAACACCCCUAUUGUUCCUACAGCGAACCCGAAAGAUCCUGCGGAGCAUCUUCUUAGAAACGUUCCAAAAGCAUUGCUAGAAAAGAUACGCGCAAAGCAAGCGGCCAAAGCGCUGGAUCAGAUGACUAGACGUCCGUCACAGGAAAAGGAAGCGAUGAAGUACAGCCGUUUGCCGGAGAUUGCUCGACACUUGCGGAACGUUUUUGUGACGGAACGGAAGAACGUGCUACCUCUCGAAACGCCAGUAGUGAAAAUCGAAAACAGUUACCGUGGUAAACUGACGCUACAGGAACUGGAAGAGCAUAUCCGAAUGAUAGCCCAGUUGGUUCCGUUUUGGUUAUCGCUACCGGAGGUUCGAAAGGUGAAAUACGCUAAAAUUGCUAAAGACUGCGAUCUAUCCAAAGUUCUGGAUGUGCUGGAGCGAAAGGCUAAUGAAGCGGUACAGUAG